AUUUAGCAGUGAUUUGCUUUGUCAUCUUCUGGAAAAAAUUAGAUGUGAUCUUUCUUUAAUGGUUUAACUACGUAUAAACAUGUUUCAACAGCUAUGGUGAUUUGAUAUUUCUAGCUAGCCAGGCCAUCCAACUGCAAGAACAAGAAGAAAUGGAAGGGCAGGAGCAUCAAAGUAAGUCAAGAGUUGUCAAGGUGGAUUCGCUGGAGUCCUGGAAUUUUCAUGUUAAUCAGGCAACAACUCGAGGCAAUCCUAUUGUGGCACACUUUUCAGCUUCUUGGUGUAUGCCAUCAGUGGCAAUGAAUCCGUUCUUUGAGGAAUUGGCUUCAGAUUUUCAAGAUGUUUCCUUUUUGUCCGUUGAUGUGGAUGAAGUCAAGGAGGUUGCAACCAAGUAUGAAGUAAAAGCCAUGCCAACAUUUCUCCUGAUCAAGGAAGGAGCUUCCGUUGACAAACUGGUGGGUGCCAAUCCUGAUGAAAUUCGGAAGAGGAUAGAGAGUCUCGUUCAGUCGACUCCUGCUCCAUUGGCAUAAAGGAAAUGUGCUUUUCUUUGUUUUCAGAUUCUCGUUUGUUUGCAACUGUAUGUUCUGCUGCUAUUUCAGUUCCCAUUGUAUAUAACUGUUUUGAGUAAUGCUUGUGAAUCAGAAUAUAUAACUGGCCUGCAAUGUGUUGUCUAUUGAUGAUAAACCUGGAGUUGAAUUUGUAGUUUACAGAUUAUAUAUAUCACUCUUUUGAUUUUGAA
Coffea eugenioides is the source of this 736-nucleotide messenger RNA. Its product is annotated as thioredoxin-like protein CXXS1. The transcript is spliced from 3 exons. The coding region runs from base 150 to 527 and encodes 125 amino acids. NCBI's taxonomy places the organism in Eukaryota, Viridiplantae, Streptophyta, Magnoliopsida, Gentianales, Rubiaceae. The record is from RefSeq and is a predicted model, not a curated record.